Molecule: messenger RNA, 339 nt
Organism: Exophiala viscosa
Lineage: Eukaryota; Fungi; Ascomycota; Eurotiomycetes; Chaetothyriales; Herpotrichiellaceae
Exons: 1
Coding region: 1-339 (112 amino acids)
Source: RefSeq, a predicted model, not a curated record
AUGACGCUUCGCGAGUCUGUGGAGUUUCUCCUUGUAAAUGUACCGGGUGCCCUCCUAUUGACGAUCCGUCUCAUCGCACUCCGCUGGUUCUUGAGUGAAGAGGCACGACAACCGCACCGCAACGAAUACCGAUUCUACACGGACCUCGAAAAAUGCAGUGAGAUGAAUCGACAGAAACUCGAUGAGUCACGACUAAAGGAGAUGACCAUCGACGAACUCGGGUCGAGUGCCUCUGCAAUAACCAGAGAGUUCAAUAGAAUACUUGCAUUUGACACUAAAGAACUAGCAGCCACGCUCGAGAACUUGAAGCAGUCAGUCGAGUACUUGGCGGUGUAUUAG